Paramisgurnus dabryanus is the source of this 726-nucleotide messenger RNA. The record is from RefSeq and is a predicted model, not a curated record. NCBI's taxonomy places the organism in Eukaryota, Metazoa, Chordata, Actinopteri, Cypriniformes, Cobitidae.
AAAUAUGGUAAUUAGUCCAAUUCGGCAAAAUAAACCAGCAAGAACAUGGCUAAAGCAAGCAAGAAGCGAAAUUUCACUGAAAAUGAAUUAGAGGUGCUAUUAUCAGAGGUAGAAACCAGAAAAAAUGUUUUAUUUGGAUCUUUGUCCUCUGGCAUAAAUAACAAAAGAAAGAAAAAAGAGUGGGGCAGUGUGUCUGAUGCCGUCAACGCGGUGGGAUCUGAGAGUCGCACCGUUAAUGAAUUGAAAAAGAAAUGGUCUGACAUAAAGGUGGAAGUUAAACGGAGAACUGCUGCGCACCGACAAAGUGUGGGCAGAACAGGCGGUGGUACAGGGGCCGAUGAACUUACACCCUUUGAUCAAAGGGUUGCCUCUAUUGUAGGAGACACGUUAAUCUCCGGAAUCGUAUCCGCUGAUGUGGGAGACUCCGAUACUUUACAGGACUGCCAGGAAGGAACCACAGGAACAACAGCAGGAACAUCCACUGGCACGCACUCAGAGUCCGCACCACCCGAGCAGCCAGAGCCCAUUCAGCCCAGCGUCUCCGGUGUCUCUAAUGCUCCCCCCAGUGCUGAAGCCCGUCCAUCUGGCCGUGUCUUGACGAAUGCUGUUCUGGAGUCACAACAGCAAAUUGUUAGGGCCAUUGGGGAAAUUAACAGUCACCUGAAAAAUGUCAGUGACACACUCACAGAAAUAAGCAAUUCAUUAAAGGAAUUGGUCAAAAAAUAA